GGCAAAGUAAGGGCACAUUGCUUCACUUGCUCUUAGGAAGCAUUCUUGACGAAGUGAGCAUGCCCAGAAGGACUGAGCGAAAUGCCUAAACAGAGAUAGAAAACAGAAACUGGGGGUCUCUGGUACGGGAAGGGCGCGGGACUCGUCGGAGAAGCGGACGACGUUGUCGCAGCGACCAUGGCAGACGAGGAGGAGGACCCGCCUUUUGAAGAAGACACUGAGGAGGCUGGAGGAGGCCCAGAUGGUGGACAGGGCAAAAGGAAGAGACUGUUCUCCAAAGAAUUGAGAUGCAUGAUGUAUGGAUUUGGAGAUGACCAGAACCCCUACACAGAGUCAGUGGAUAUUCUUGAAGACCUGGUCAUAGAAUUCAUCACAGAAAUGACCCACAAAGCAAUGUCAAUUGGACGACAAGGUCGGGUACAGGUUGAAGAUAUUGUCUUCUUGAUCCGUAAAGAUCCACGGAAAUUUGCUCGGGUCAAAGACUUGUUGACAAUGAAUGAAGAACUGAAGCGGGCUAGGAAGGCAUUCGAUGAAGCAAACUAUGGCUCUUGAGGCCUUUUGAGAUGCAGACAGUUGCCAUGUUCAGGAAUAAAUUUCAUGAUUCUUCUGACUCGUCCUGGGUAAUGCCUUUCCUGGUGAAUUCCUUCAUCUGGACAUCAAAAAUUGAAGCUUUGCUCAGAUGUAACUGCUUCCUGACUCUAAAAUAUACCAUUGUAUUUGUUGUAUGUUUUAAGAUUUCAAAAGCUUUAAAAUAAUGCUAGGAAGGAUAAGCUUUUUCUUUUUGACACUGAUCACAUCAACUGAGGCCUAAGCAAUUUUUAAUAACUUAAAGGUGUUUAUAGCUAACUGCAUAUUGCAAACUGUAACAUUGAACAAGAACUGCUCCCGUUAACUUCAUUUGUUCAUGCAUCUUUGAUAGGAAACAUACUCUUGUAUAACUUUAUGUACUACGUUAAACAGGCUGUCUGCUACAAUACUUUAUAUUUAAACUCAAAAUAAUUUGUCAAUAUUUUGAGUUUUGUGAAACUUCAGGCAAAAUUGUGUCAACAUCUGGAAAAUGUUGUUUACAUAUUUGAUGUUGCUUCUGAAACUUACCCCAUGAAUCACAGCUAUCCUCUCAAAACAGCAGCAACAUAUGCAGUACGUAAUUAGGUGUUGCAGAUAAACCAAAAUGAACGAUUUGCAACCUCCCCACCGUGCACUAAUGCAGAAGUGCUUCACUUUCUAGAGCAAAUCGUUACUGUUUGAUAAGAUGUGAAUAUAUCCUUAGUGAAGCCAGCCAUGUUUACAUUUGGACAGAUAGUAGAAUGCCGACCUUCCUAAAUACAGCUUAAAGGGUAAUCUUAUUUUUAGAGUGUGUGAAAGGUGGGAAGCACACUGAUGUACAUAGUUCUCCAUUUAAUCUAUAGCAGAGCUGUGCAAUUUGAGCUACAGCUCCAAUCAGGUAUUAUAUAUAAACCAAAAAUAGUUACAAUCCCUGUAAAGAUCUGCAGAAAUAUUUUGUCUGAAUAUUCUAUAUACUUGCUUCUGUCUGCUUUAAAAUCAAAUUGCAUCACCUUCAGCAUUAAUCAUGCUACAUUUCAGUUGCUUAGCACUUCAGUCUAUUUCAUCUGCAGAGUUUCCUUUGUAGGUUUGUGUCACAGUGUAUAAGAAAUGCAUGUGUCUAUUUUGCUGGGCAUGUACACCUAUUUAACAGAGGUUUCCCACUAGAUGCAUACAUGGCAAGAUAAAAGUUGGUAGUAGAUCUUCA
Messenger RNA from Hemicordylus capensis (graceful crag lizard), 1750 nucleotides. It is a transcript of the gene TAF13, whose product is annotated as TATA-box binding protein associated factor 13. Gene Ontology annotation, molecular function: protein heterodimerization activity. Bases 178 to 552 code for a protein of 124 amino acids. Gene Ontology annotation, cellular component: transcription factor TFIID complex. The record is from RefSeq and is a predicted model, not a curated record. Gene Ontology annotation, biological process: transcription by RNA polymerase II. The transcript has 4 exons. NCBI's taxonomy places the organism in Eukaryota, Metazoa, Chordata, Lepidosauria, Squamata, Cordylidae.